GGGGUUGGCAAGCGUGGUCGUGUGUCGCUCGUUUGGCCGUUUGCCGCGACCGUCGAACGAACCCGAAUGCUAUGCGGCGAGCCCAGUUUACAAUCGCACACGAAACGGACCGCACAUGUCGGCAGUGACCGGAUCGCGAGCUUUGUCGCGCGAAACCACACAAACCCCGUACGCAACAAACGUGUCCCUGUUCGCAGCUCGAUGCACCAAACGCGUAACGCGACGGAAAAGCGCCGGAAAAUUCACGUUUACUUCUACGACACCCGACAGCGAACCGGCAGCGGAAACGGACGCUUCAGCGAUUCGCAGCACACAGUGCAUAAAACGUCACUGCCGGCCAACAACAGAAUUUACAGAAGCAGCAGAGCAAGUGCAUCGGGUGCAAAAAAAAAAGGUGAAUACAAAUGUCACGCCAGUGUAGGUGCUAAAUGUUAAAUGUGCUAAGGUGCUGUAGGUGUUUCGCGUGUGUUUAGAAGAAAAGAAAAAUAAGAAAAAGAAGAGAGAAGUACGAAUAGAAGGAAAGAAGAGAGGAAGGAGAUGAAAAAGAAAGGUGCAAAACAACACACAGUGAUAGUGAGUGAUAAUAUUAAACGCCAAUGAACCGAAUCAGGCAACGGCACGAAUGCAGUAGGAUUUACGCCUGAAGGAAAAUAUGACAACCGUGUUAGUAUCAACGUAGCCACACAUAUACGCAACACAUUGCAUCGAGUGGCCGGCACAGCACCGGAAGUGAUCGUAACGCUGCAUAACGCACCGACGACAGGGGCGAACAACAGGUAAUUUUCACAACCCUUGACCCACAUCGAAUGGAGUUUUACAUCAACCUGUUGAUUGUCCAACUGCCUACAGAAGGAAUAGUUAUCGUACAUGAAAAUACUCCCAUUGCAGAUAAGCUUCCGGAUUCGUGGGCCGCCGGACUCACGGACACUCCUGCACCGCGGCGAAACAACAAGUGCAUAAAUCAAUCAAUCAAUCCUACGGCACACUGACGAAAGUGUGCACAGGAGUGCAGCCACGGAUCGCCUUGAGACCUUUUGUGAACGAUUAACUAGUGCCUUUCCAUAUUCGCUUGCGGAAACAUUCGGGACUCGGGCAAAACUAUUUGGUUUUGCAAAAUUUCGUCCCACAAAAUCAGAACGAUAGUGCCCGCAAAAGCAAACGAACAUCGACUGGAUGUGAAAUAUCUGUGCCAAUCGCUAGUCUGUGACAAAUUACAAGAGUGCCGUUUCAUCGUACAAUUCAUACGAUCGUUCAAAUAGAUCGCGUUAAAUCGACAGUUAAUCGUUUUCCGGCUCCGAGAGCCACCGAGCAAAGGAAGGAAACAAAUCAGUCCUUGCAGUCAUUCGACUGGUGCUGAGCAGCAAGCAUAUUGUGAUUUAAGUUAAUGUACAGCAACAAUACUUUCAUAUACAAACGUACAAUCAAUCAUAUUUAAACAAUACAAUACAAAUCUAUUUAAAACAAACCCGUAUACUAAGCGGAAGCAUCAUCACACGAUACUUAUAUGUUGUGCUCCUAGCAGCAUCAUCAUACACCAAUACCUUACCAUUGAAGUGCAGUUGUUGUGGUGCACAGAAACCAACAAUUGCAAAACACACGACACUAGUGUAUACUAACGCGCAUACAGAACACGUGCCUCUUUCCAAAAUCGAACCACUUUACCGCUGCGCAAGUGGGUGCGUCCUCAAAGUGCAAAAGUAAACAGCGCAAAGCAGCAAAGAGCUGUCCGUUGCUGCAAACAACAUACCAGUGAAAAGAGUGUUUUUAAAUAGAAAAAAACACACACACAAAAAGUGUAUUUGAAAUAUCUGUGAUUAAAUUUAUUCUGUUAAUUUUGUGUGUUUGUUUGCUUUAUUUUAGUGUCGGUCCGUGAGCCUUACCAUUUUAAGUUUUUUUUUUGUUCGAUUUUAUAACGAUCCUUUGGUUGGUUUCAACGAAGUAAAAGUGCCACGUAAAACAUAACAUACGAACGAACGAACAAACGACUUGAUUUAGAGAGUGUUAAAAAGAAAAAAACACGCGUUGGGAAAGUCACCCAACAGCAUACAAACGAUAUACGAACUACGUCAAACGAAACAACUUAAACUACCCGGGGCGAAUCAAAUUCGCCCGUCAUUUAGUCAUCGUACCGGCUAGCGAUAGCUGACAGUUGCUAAGAGCAACAAUACCUUCAGCGCAUCAGCGCUGUUAAGCAUCGACACGCAGCACACAACACAACAUGUUCAACACAAACCUCAGCCUCAACGUGCCAUCGCUCCUUAUCAUGGACGGUGGCACACCCAGGACGCCGGAGAUCCUGAACUCGCUUAUGGCCAUGACAAAUCCGCUCGAGUACUCGUACCCAGUGAACAACUCACAGCAGACAUCACUGAACGAUAGCCAUUCCAACAGCUCCGAUUCGCCACUGGACUCGCCAGCCAGCCAACAACAUCAAUCCCAGCAGCAACAACUUCACCUUCACACCGGCAAGACGCCGAGCGUACAACAGACAUGCUCGCAACUGAUCAAGGAAGGUGUGAAGUUGCUGAUUCAGAGUAAACGCAAGCACAGUGGUGGAGACUCGAGCGAUGGAAACGAAUCCAGCACACCGAAGGCAAAGGUAGCCCGUCGGCGUGACCCCUCCAUGACCGAUCACCGGGAGACGAGUGAAGAUGAUAUGGAAUCAAAGGCGAGUCCUCGCUCGACUGUUGCGUUAACACCAGAAGAUGAGGAUCGGCGACGGCGACGCCGCGAAAGGAAUAAAAUCGCCGCUACCAAGUGCCGUAUGAAGAAACGUGAACGUACGGUUAACCUUAUCAACGAAUCGGAAACACUCGACGCCCAAAACAAGGAGUUAAAGUCGCAGGUCAGCAAGCUGGAAACGGAGUACCGGAAACUGGUGGAAGUACUGCAAGCGCACGGUCCCACCUGCGUCCACCAGAAAGGCUAUCAACCUCUUCCCUCGCUGUCAACCAUUAUCGGUAACAGUGGUAGUGGUGGAAGUGGGAAAUAUCUUAACGAUCUGAACUAUCUCGAUCAGGACCAAACGGGUCAAGGGGAAAUUAAAUACUCCGAGUGUCUGAAAUCGGUUUCCUCGAGUUCCGGCUCACCAAUGGAUAGCUUCUCCAAGCAAGAUUCUGGCAUUCUUCCUCCCGGCUACUGCAAACUUUCGCCCACGGAAACGACAAGCUUCCUGCUCGAAUCACCCUCAGAAUUAUCCGGUACUGGGGAGCAGAUUACCAAAUCGGACUACAUUCCCGGACCUGCAGUUUCUGUCGCUUCGUCAAGAACGAACUCCAACACGCAACAACCUUCGAAGAAUGGACGAUCCAAGCCUGGACCCAAACCAAGACAGUCUAGAGCGCAGAGUAAAACGACUCCAGCAUCGGUAGCUACAUCCACAGCAACGAAUCUUCCUUCAAUGAACAAUACCACAACCACCACCUUCGGUAGCAAAGGGAAUCCCCUGAUUGCAGCAACCCUCAUGACGACGACACCUUCCUCCUCCCCCUCAUCCGUACCUUCUCCACUAACUGUAGGCAACUCGGUGUCGACAGUGAACGUUAUCAACUCGAUCGGAACACUUGUGACUACUGACGAUGAUGACUUUAUUCUGAAAAAUGAACUCAUCGACACGCACAGCCCAUACACCACGGUACAGAGUGCGGAUCGGUUCUUGUUCGAUGCCACACUUGAUCUGUACAACAAUAACGCCCACAGUCCCCUCACUGCCGGGCUCAACUGCGCCCAACCGCAUCAACAACAACAGCAACAGCUUCAACAACAAUCACAGCACAAUCAUCAUCUCCAGCAGCAGCAGCAGCAACAACAGCACAGUGCAACUCUCAACAACAACAAUCCAACCAUGGUAAACGAAAAUGACAAGCUUAAUCACCUGAACGCCAUUAAAGACAACACCUCCAAUACGCUUCUCGAGUUCGGCUCUAGCUUCGAAACACUUAAGCCCGCCACAGUAGACUACACGCAGCAUCAACAACAGCAGCAGCAGCAGCAAGCACAACAACACUCCAACGGGAUGCAUCAUCAGCAGCAGCAACAAUUAGAUGGUUUGCUGGUAGUCGGCGAUCCUACUCUCGGCCAUCUUCUCCAUCAUCACCCGCAACAGCAACAGAACCAUCACCAGCAUCAUCAUCAACAUCAACAACAGGCGCAACAGCAUCAACAGCAACAUCAUCAGCACAACCAGCUUCAACAACACCAUCAGCUUCAGCAUCAACUACAACAACAUCACCUCCAACAGCAGCAGCUACAGCAACAACAACAACAACAACACCACCACCAACAGCAACAACAACUCCACAAUGCACUAGAUCUACUGGGACCGGUCGCGAAUGACUUCCUCCUAAUGACUGACGACGAUCCGACGGAUUUCACCGAUCUAGACAGUGGUAUAACUGCGUACAGCAGCAUCAACGGAUGUCUAGCGUGACCUGCAGCUUUCGAUCUGUAAACAAAACAAAACCUUCCACAAAGACAGCAAAAAAGCUUCUUCUGCUCGUAUCGAACUGCUACUACUACCCAACAACAUUAGAGAUCAUCAGUCUUGUUUUACUUACAACCAGAGCUUGUUUCACUCUUCUUAUGUUCCUCAUUUGUCUGUCUUCCAACAUGUCUGGUGGGAUAGGAUUCCUCCGUUCUGGGAAUGCUUAUGUUCCUUUUGCAACAGAUUGUACAAUCUCGUCCAACAAAUCAUGUUCGACAGUAAGAACACCUUUAGGUGUUCUUCUACUAUAACAAAAAUAUGCAACAGGAUUUCACUUCAGCGUUCUAAAUUGAGGUUAGUUGGCAAACGCCACACACAGAGAGCUGCGUACAAUGUGCGCACACAAAACAACAUCAUCAGAAAUGCCCAACUUUCCAAUCUUUCAGGAUUAGGAGAAAGAAAAGAAGUCUUUUUUUAUCACCAUGAUAUUUUCGCACAGAUAUUCCACGCAUUGUUGAUCACUGUGAGCCUUGUUCAUAGCUUUCAUAGCGCUGUCCAACAGAGAUUACUUUCGCAAAUUGUCUUUAUUUUCCUGCUCGAAUGGAAUGUGUUGCUUUUCGCUUUAAUGUCUACAACUAUAACUAAAACGGAACAAACAAACAAACAAAAAAAGACUACAACAAGUAAAUGGCGGAGUGGCAGAAAAAAGCUAACAAACCAGAAACAAAAGGAAACGGAGGGUUGCGAAACGAGAUGGCGAAAAUGAAAAGAUCGGAAAUGCAUUCCUUUUUCGUGCGUAAGGUUCAAUAAUCGUAUCUCAUUUUAUUACUAUUAUGGAACACUAUACUGGAUGUUAUUAAUAUUCUUAUUCCUACUAUCGACUAUUAUUAUUAUUGCUGUGGCUAUCUCUUACCGUUUCUUUAACAUUUCGUUCUGCUCUGUUCCAUUUGGCACUUGUUUCCAGUUGCUGUAUGUUGUAUGGCUUUGGGCUGCUUUUUUGUUGUUGUUGUUGUUGUAUCCUCCAUUUACUUGUUCAACCUCCUCUUUUCUGUUUCAUACCUUUUCGGUUUAGUUUAUUGUCGACUUUCAACUGGACAGAGAAUCAGUUUUGCAUAUACACUGCUCUUUUGGCAAGUGUUGUGUUCAUGUCUUGUGCUUCUUCACACCCGCAAGCUAAUUUUUGUCAACCAGCAGAAUGAUGCCCCGAUUACUUCCUUCCUUACUCUUCCCCUUUCGCCCUCUCUAGACACAAUUUGAAUACUGUGCAAUCGUAUGUUUUUCUUUAUGGUUGCGUAUGCUUGUUUUUGACGGCUCAAAAUUCAGUUUGCAUUUGUACAGUCAAAAAAACCGCAUGGUGCGCAUUAGGUGGGCGCUAAAACGAGAGAACAAAAUGGAUGUCAAACGUACCACAUGGUAACUGUAUGAAACGAACCUUAGCGUGAGCGGUGUGUUUCUGGCCAUACUUUAUCAUUCAAAAGGCAACACACAAAAACGAAGUAGUUUCACAUUCAGAAGCAGCUGGCAUCUUCCAAAAGGUUUCCACUUUACUGUUCAUACUCGCACCCAUUCAUUUAUCUUCGUCUCACCGUGCAAAGUAAAUUCAUUAAUUAAAUUACCAUUUGUACGGUGACUUGAAAGGAAGACAUUUUUUUGUUCAACAUACACAGAAUACUCGAGAUGGCAAACAAAACAAUGUUUCCAAGAAAGAAAGACAACAGCCGUUCAGGCAACAUCGCAAAUCAAGAAUUAACCAUAUUUGAAUGUCCAUGAUUAUUUUCGGGAUUAUUUUCGAGUAAUUCUGAUUGAUACACAGCGAGCAAAGAAUCUCAAAUCAUUCGGCUUCCGUUUUAUGUUUUAUCAGUUUUUUUUUGUAUCUCAACACUCUGUCUCUGGAGCAGAAUUUAUUGGUCCAAACCUCAACAUUCCAGCACGAAAAGAAACGACAUUUUGUUCAGUGUAUCAGAGCCUUAUCCGGCAAGUCACUCUCCACAGUGUCUAAUGCACCGAGCACGAUCUACGUACCGAGGAACAGAUGUAUAUGUGUCUAAAAGUAAAGCUAGUUAACUUAAUAGUAAUAUCAAACUAACGAUGUUUUCACACUUGUUCUAUUGUGUAUUGUGAACACACACACACACGAAGGAAUGUUUCCUUCCACUUCGUACUGAUUCAGGUAUCAAAUCAACCAACGGAAAGUUACCAUUGUUCUAUUUGCGAAAGCACUCUCGCUUUUCUGGUCCAGCAUGCCAAACGGAAAGUUACCAAUCGAUUCAAAACCCCAGAAGCUUAAGUUUUCGUUGCCCAAUCCAACUGGAUGGAUUGAAAACCAUAGACCUUUAAAUGCGGAGAGAGUGUUUGCGUGUGUGUGUAUUGCCCUAAAGGCAAUCAUUAAUCUACGGGUGCCAUACUUUUAGCGUACAUGUGUGCUACUACCAUUUAACGAGCGGAUGUAAUACAAGCAAAUUAGUAUUAGAUGUUUCCUCGUUCAUGACUUGUUUUUUUUUUCAUAUUUCAUUGUAAUUACUAUUAAUCUCACUUAGUGAUUUAGUGACAACAAACCAAUCUCUAAAAAAAACAUCAAAUGGUGAAUACUUAUAGUCUUCCUUAGGCGUUUUACUACACUUUUUCUUUAUUAUUAGGAGUGUGACAUUUGUCGAUCAAACGCGAAUGGCCCAAAAACGCAUUUGUUAACAGAUUAAGUUUCUUGUUUAAAUAAUUAACACCAACAUUACUUUGACCACGCAUACCAUCUGUUCCUCGUGCUUCUUUGCAUUAGACAAAACCCUGUCAACCAUCACACAUCUCCUGUUGCUGGAGUGCUCUAGCAUUGAGAUCUCUCCCAGCCGCUUCGUACAUCACAAAAGCACAGCAUCAAAACAAGACCAAGACCAAUUUAAUAUUAGCUAGAUUUGGAUAGUUGUAAACGUACUAUUAUUAAGCAUAACAACCAACCGAAAGCUUACUGUGAAAACUAGGAUAUAGGACAAAUGAGUAUGAUAUAUAGUACUACGGCCUUUAAGUAACUGCAGCGAAAACACAAUCGCCGAUCGUGCAAUGGUCGUCGUGCAGCGCACUACGACACGAGUAUAUAUUAUAUAUAUUUAUCAACUAACACUGUUGCAGCCUUUCAAUGCGUACCAGUCCCGUCAGUAGCUCAGUUUAUAGGAGAGUUACUAAGCACGCAGAUAAGGCAAAAUCAUGUUCAUUGUAUACCAUUUUAAGCCGUUUGUUCCACCUGGAACGCCCCAGGAGCCUUAGCGCCCGCAAACAGAUUUGCUGUGCGGUUGUGUCUUCGUUUUAUACUCAGGUGGUUUAUGUUUAUUUGGACCAGUUUAGCUUCACUGGUUUUGUUCGAUGCCUUUACCAAAAUGUCCUUCACGGUUUAACGGGCUGGACUUCUAAUACUCCAUGCCCUCAGUCUGACAGGACCGAUGGUAACAGGAUAUAUGCAAAAUCUAUGAAGCUAAUAUCGAAUCCGUUCAAGGUGCCGCUUAAACCACCAGUCGCAUGCCUUACGUAUGGUAAAAGAAGCCUACUAAAACGAUAUUUAAUAUUGAAGUAAAUUCACUACCCCAAAACUAGAUAAAAUGCCUUCCUAUUUCCAUGAAUAGGUUAUAAUGCAUGUUGCUAGUUUUUUCAGACAAACAAACCAGAAAUCAAGAAGAAAAAAGCAAAAAAAAUACAACAAAAAAAAGAAGAAAUACCAACAAAAGGAAACAAACGAGAGAAAAAUAGACAAAAAAUAUUAACAUUCAACAUUAUUGCAUACAUUGCUAUAGCCUUAGAUGUGUACACUGUACGUGUUGUAUGUAUGUUUUUAUUUUGUAUACUUAUUGUGCAUUAGUGGGCCACGACCGUACUCCAAAACAAACGCUUUUUCCCUCCCUCUUACUGUAACUACUGCCCAAACAUCAAUUCGAGAAGAAAAUGCAUAGCAAGACGAUUUUAAAAUAGAAAAAAAAGUGUGAUAAAGAAAAGAAGCAGGGUCGCAUUGGGUGAAACAAGAGAAGGAAACAAUAGAUAUUAAAGAGAAACUGAAAGUUCAGAUCGACAAAUAUUCAAAUAACACAGAAGACUGUGAAUCAUUCUAUCAGCAAAGUCGAAUACGAAAUUCGCCAAAUUCUUUCUCCCCUUUUUCCCAUGCCUAUCCUUAAAAUCGAUACUAGCUCAUGUAUUUUUCACUUCCAACGACACCCAAAAACAGAAAACAAAGCGUUCAAUAAAACAAGCUAACCGAUCCCAAGGUGGGUGCUGGUCGAGGUCUAUUUGCGUAUGCACAAAGGCAGGAAGAUAAAAACUAUCGAAUGAAAUUUAUUAUUCUACUUUGUACCUGGCUACCGUUGGCCACGUUCAUGUUGAUGAACGCAAAAAACAAGCGACAAAACCGAAAAGGACUCAAAUUUAAUCUCCUUACUCUAGAUUAUUGCUAGCGCACAAACAGACAACCGGGGCAGGAAUGGGCAAGUUGGAAUUUAUAUAAGACAGAGAAUACGUUCUACAACUCCAUGCCUUCCAUCGCAACUGUAAUUGGUUAUAUUGAGUUUGCAAGAAACAUCAAAAAAGCACAUCAGGAAAAUACAAUACAGCCCUUUCAUCCCCCCAAUAUCAGUCCCUUUACUACAGCUACUGUGACGCUGGGCGAGAACCAAUUAGGGCUGCGAAAAUUUAUCGAGCACGUUAUACACUACACGAGACGUGUCUAUUUUGUUCCAAAAACCUACUUUACUAAGCAUCUAUUCGUCGCAGCUUCCGUGUACGCACACUACAGACAAAAGAAAUAGGGAAGGAAUCCCCCAAAAAGAACCCUCGAUUCCGCUUCUGCAAUCGGAACAGAAGCGAGAACUAAAACAUAUUGAAUGUUCGCAUAAGUGUUGCCUAAUGUGUUGCGCAUGAAAAAGAAAAUUGUAACUACGACUAAAACAGCAUAGCUGACAAUGUGAAAGCUUCACUAGAAAAAGGACAAUGGACGAAGUAAGCAAAGAGUUCAACAAGCAGAAUCAUACGUUCGCUUUGUUAGAAAGAUAAGAACGAUGCAAACAAAAUAAUUGAAAACAAAAACCGAUCGAUUCAGCAAAGGAAGAAUUAUUUACAAUCUAGGGAAAGGUAGAACGAGCAACAAAUGUUCGACGAACCAGUGAUGAAUCAGUAUCAAAAGCUGUAGUAAUGUAGAAGGCAAAGAAAAUGCGCAUAAAAAGCAAAAGAAAAAAAGGAAUUCGCGUAUUAUUUCGUCUGCUAAACGGCAAACAAGUGUUUCAAACGCAUCCAAACUUUACGGCAAUACGAAUUACAGAGAGACAACCACACGACUGCUGUGUCGGGAAGCGAAACCAUGAUGGAUAAAAAUAUAAACAACAUCGGACUAAAAUAGCCCAAUAUAACAA
Anopheles funestus (African malaria mosquito) is the source of this 9801-nucleotide messenger RNA. RefSeq names its product activating transcription factor 3 (gene Atf3). The transcript has 7 exons. Gene Ontology annotation, cellular component: nucleus. The record is from RefSeq and is a predicted model, not a curated record. Gene Ontology annotation, molecular function: DNA-binding transcription factor activity, RNA polymerase II-specific; RNA polymerase II cis-regulatory region sequence-specific DNA binding. Lineage: Eukaryota; Metazoa; Arthropoda; Insecta; Diptera; Culicidae. Gene Ontology annotation, biological process: regulation of transcription by RNA polymerase II. The coding region runs from base 2219 to 4429 and encodes 736 amino acids.